This is a messenger RNA of Cygnus olor (mute swan), 11168 nucleotides long. Its product is annotated as KIAA1958 ortholog. The record is from RefSeq and is a predicted model, not a curated record. The transcript is spliced from 3 exons. The coding region runs from base 566 to 2767 and encodes 733 amino acids. Lineage: Eukaryota; Metazoa; Chordata; Aves; Anseriformes; Anatidae.
CAGGACCAGAAAGACGCCUGCCUAAAUGCUUGCAUAAGUCUGCCCUGCCCCAGGCAGGCAGAGAGGAAUUUGCGACACCUAGCCAGAGCAAUCUACGGCAGAUGGCUACAGCAGAAGACCACUCCUCUCCACAUUCCCUGAUGCAACUAGCUUCUGGUGGGCUUGUGUCCUCCUCCAUCACUGACCCAGUAAGGAACAUGCCUUCCUCUCUCAACAAUCCCUUUAGCUCUCUGUGACUUGAUUUCUGACCUGGGACAGGGAUGUAGGACAGGGUACAGCACUGAAAGUGCAGAAGUACUCUUGAGCAGGAGGCAACCAGAUGCCAUGGUGAAGGACUGGUGGGGAAGAAUGACCAUGGUCUCUCACAGGUGAAGUUCUGAAGGCAUCUCUGGAAGUGACACGAGUCGUGUGGCAACAAGCAGUGCCCCCACAAGUAACUUUGGGACUGGCAGGCGAGCAGCAAGCAUGAGCUUGGCAGCGCGUGAGCGUGAGCACCGGGACCCUGUGAUCUGAACCCCGUCUCCAGCUGACUUCCCGGCCCGCCAGGUGCUGUUCAUCCCGCACCAUGGAGGACUGCCUUCACACCUCCUCCGAAAACCUGUCCAAGCUGGUGAGCUGGGCCCACAGCCAUGGGACCAUCUGCAGCCUCAUCCCCAACCUCAAGCACCUGCUCUCUGAGGGGGCCCAUGGUAACCUGACGGCCAUGUGGGGCUGCAGCGCCGGCCAUGCCUACCACUGGCCCCUGGCCGCCACAUGCCGGGCGGGCUCCCAGGAGCGUGUCUGCUUCCAGGACAGCCGCAGCUUCAACUCGGACAGCCCCAGCAUGCUGGGGGUGCCCUCGGAGGCACAGGCCAGCCCCCUGGAGCGCUACCCGGGCCGGCCGGGGAAGGCCAAGCUGGACUGCACCCGCACUCGCGACUCCUGCGACUUCUCCUACUGCAGCGAGCCCUCGGAGCUGGGUGAGCCGGUGGAGGAGUACGAGGAUGAGGCCACGCUCUUCGACAUGGUCUGCGAGUCCUCUGUGACUGACGAGGACAGCGACUUCGAGCCUCAUCCUCACCGUGCCCCCAGCGGCCCUCGGAAGCGGCCGCCCGCCGUCCUCCCUGCCGCCGCCCAUGCCCAGCCGGCUGACGAGGGGGGCGGCGAGGUGCUCCUCAAGAAGAUCAAGCAGGAGCUGCCCGAGGACUACUACAUCGUGGCCAAUGCCGAGCUGACGGCUGGUGCUGAUGGGCCGGCACUGGCCCUCACCCAGAUGUCCAAGCCCAAGCCACCAGCACAGGCUGGACCCUCCGGCAUGGUUGCCACCAGGACCCUGUCCCUGCCUGCCACCGGCCCGGACCCUGACCCACCGCAUCUCUGCGCCUCCCCACCCGGACCACCCCGGCUCCCUGCUCAGAGGCCACCCCGGGGUGCCCUGGCCUCCCCAGCCCGGGGUACAACUGGUGGCGUCCCCUCGGCCACCCUACAGGUGCCAGCCACCAGCUCCAACACCACAGCUGUGGGGAAGGCCAUCAGCAUCCCGCUGUCGGCCCUGCAGCUGCCCGGGCAGGAGGAGACCCCGGCCACCGAGGAGACCCCGCCGCCCGCCCCGCAGUCGGCCCCAGGCGGCGAAACGGCCGCGUCGCCCUCAGUGAGCGCAGAGCCCGAGGUCAGCUCCAGCCAGCAGCAGCCCCCUGCUGUCCCUGCUGCCACCCCUGAAGCAGCGGCGCCGUCAAUGCCAGACCAGGAUGAGAGAGCAGCAGAGCUCAGCAGGGAGCAGAACGAGAAGACCAUUCGCAGCACACAGACGGCUCUCCGCAAUUUCCGCGAGUUCCUCAUCUCCAAGUAUCCUUCUGAGACCCGAGAGAUCUACGUCAUCCCCUGCAAAGAGCUUGAUGCCUACCUUGCUUCCUUCUUUGUGGAUGCCAGGCAGAAGGAUGGGUCUGAAUACGAGCCGAACAGCCUGGCCAACUAUCAGUGUGGGCUGGAGCGGUAUCUCAAAGAGCACAGGUAUGGUUACAGUAUUACCAGGGAUAAGGAGUUCAAAAGGUCCCAGGAGGCACUAAAGCAAAAGCAGAUAGAGCUGAGGUGUAAAGGAAAAGGAAACAAGCCACACAAAUCCAUGAAGCUCACCUUUGCUGAUGAACUUAUCCUGCGCAAAAGAGGCUUGUUGAGCCGGUACAAUCCCGAAGGGCUCCUGAACCUUGUCUGGCUGAACAACACUAAGGCCUUCGGACACUGCACAGGUUUUCAUGGGUCCACCCUCAAGUGGGGAGACAUCCGGCUGCGGGUAACAGAGACGGGGCUGGAGUACCUGGAGUGGAUGGGACCGGACAACGGAGACGUCAACGCCAAGAGCAAGAGAGGCGGGACGGACUCGCGGGUGUACGCCACCCAGCACUCGCCGCAGACCUGCCCCGUGCAAGACUACAAGGAGUAUGCCCAGAGGCGGCCUCCAGCCAUGCGCUACGAGGACGCACCUUUUUACCUCUCCAUCAAACCCGUCGUCAACUUGGCUGCUCUUCACUGGUACAACUGCCAAGCCCUGGGGAAAAACAAGCUUGCCAAGAUGGUAAAGACGAUGUGCGAAAAGGGCAACAUCCCCGGCAGGAAGACCAACUUCAGCGUCUACCAGAGCUGUAGCACAUUGUCAGAAGCGCAGAGCAACCAGCUUGUGCUGAUCUGCAAUAACUUGAGCCAGCAGGCUGCCCAGUCCAUGGCAAGCCACUCCAAUACUGGCAACUUCAUAGUGUCAGCAUCCUAUGACUCUUCCUCUGACACAGCUUGAAGAGGGGUAUGACCUGGACAGAUUUUUCUUUUCCGUUUUGUUUCAAGCAUUGAAUUUGUGCCCAAUAAUACGCAUCAACUGUGAUUGUACACUAUGCCCCCAUAGCCCUCUCUCCAGUGUUAAUUCACUUUAUAAAAAUAUAUAAAUAUAUAAUAUAUUUUUCUUUUUACAAAUAAGUCAAUAGAAAUAGUUUAGUAUUACUAACAUAGUAUUUAUAGUGUUAAUACAAAAAUGAAAGUUACUUAUGGGUUAUAAUAUAAUUGCAGAUUUUAAAAGGACAAAAGUGGUUCUCAGGCAACACAAGAUAGACUGGAAAUACCAUUUUUAACAUGCACACAUCGGUGACUGUAGAUCCCCAGGGAGGCUUACGUAGCAAUUCUAUUUUAAAGCAUUUUUUUGACUUCUUAUUUUAACAUGGCCUCCUAGAGUAGAGACAAACGUAUCACUGGCUGCUGCUCCUUACCUGCUGGCUUGUUCUUGAUUAGCAAGACAAGGAGAUAAGAGAUACAACAAUGUAAGUUUGUGAAAGCAUUAACAACAAUUUUUACCUUCUUUUUUUUUUUUUUUAAUUUUGUUUCCUGAGGCUUUAUGCCUGAUGGAAAAGAAAAAUCCUGAAGUCAGCUAAAAGCUAUUUUUAGCUUUUGUUUCUGUUGAUGAUUUUUUGUGAUCAAAAUGUCACUGGUCUUUAGACUAAAAGGUACUAUUAUUUUCAACAAUAAGCAGAAGCAUAAUGGCAAAAGCAGUCGUACAAAUAAUUUUAACUCUUUAAGCACUGGUCAUUAGUAUUUUGUCACUGUGUGUACUUAAUAUAAAACCCACUGACUUGGAGCCACUCUUUCAGUAUUCUGGGGAAUGCAACAGUUCAGAAAAAUCCAUAAUCUUAUUUCAAACUAUACAGAGAAAAUGCAUUAAAUAUGUCUUAAGCCAUCACUUGAAAUCCACAAAAAGUAACAGGAAGUGUAAGGAUAGUUUGAUAUUUACUUCAGAGAAUGAAAAAGCUGAAUAGUUUUAAGCACUGGAAAACAAUUUGAAGUCACCUACACAUAUUUCCAUUGCAGACAAUGGAAAAUGUGUGUUUGGCUCUGAAGGCGGAAUUUGGUCCUUAAAGCCUUGAAAUAGUGAAUGCUAUUGUCCCAACAUUUGACUUUGCAAAGUAAGUGUUUUCUGAGUACAGGAAAAACACUAACAAAUAUUUGGGUAAACCAUUAUAGUUCUUGACCUUUAAAUUGACGUACAGUACCUCUCAAGUAAUUCACUCUAGCUUAUUCAACAUUUCAGAUGGAAAUGUUCCACUAGGAUAUUCUAGAGAUGUGACGAGUCUGUAGACAAGUCUGUCGGGGUGGUCUGGUGUCCGCUGAAAUCCGUGAAGGACUCAGCCUCACCUGACUUCCCAUGUAUGUUGGGUGGGUCAAACUGUUACUGAGGACUUGUUUUGGUUUUGCUUUUCUGUUCCCUUACGCUUGUUUGCUUUCAUUCCUUUACAUUCCUUCAUACCCUUUACAUUCUUUAAAUCUGCAACAGUGCAGUGACUUUACUCAUAACUUAUUCCAAAGAAAGGGUGAGACAAAAGUAGCAGAAAGAAAUAAAAAUAACCCACCUGGUGCCAUGUAGCACUUGUGUUCGGUGCUGCUAGGAUGAGACAUUCCUGUCAUGGAAGGAGGCGGCAGACUGCCUGUCCCUCACAUAAGCCUUAUUGAAGGUCCAUUUUGGGCAGGGAUGGGUAGCAGAUGGUCCAUGGAAGGUCUAAGAAUGGAGAUUUCCUCUCUAAUAAGCAUCUGGCCUCCCACCCAGCUCCGUGCAGGUGACACAGCUGGACUCGGGCCCCAGUGUGCUCCACACAUAGCAAAGCUGGUACGCAGCCUUGGUGACCAGGGCCUGGGUUGUCGUCAGCCCGGCCUUUUGCAGGGCUGUUGUCACUGUCCGUGGGAUCUCGUUGCCCUGGGGGGGCCGAGGACUUGGGCAGCUGGUCUUGGUUGGUGCUGGGUGCCAUGCCAAGGUACUCGCUGGUGGUGCCAGCUGAGGGGCCCAGCUGCUUGGACAGGUUUUGCUCUCAGUUCCCUCACAUCGGUGCUCAUCUCAGCACUUGAGCUUGAAAGGGAAAGAAGCCACCCCAUGGCGUGGCUGUCCCAUGUCGCUCCUCAAGCCCCACAAAGCACGAAACCAGACCUUACAACCAGAUUUUGGGUUCUCGGCUCCAUGUAUUGUCGGAGUUGUUUUAUACAGUAUUAGGAUGGCUCGUGUUAGUGCCUUGUCGUGCUGAGGCAAUGUCUCUGAUAACCUCGGCCUUGCAGGGCGUGUCGGCAGCUUUAGUGUCUGGUUGGGUGACAAGGUGUGGGGUACGUGUGCUUACGGCAGGAGCCUCGGCGUUACAGGGGCGUGUGUUUUCUGCUUUGUGGCAUCUGCACUAACGCCAGCCUCCAGUUCACACUGAUGGCAGAUUGCCUGGCGAAUUCUGACCGGGUGGCCCCAGAUAGACUACUUGUUGAAGCAGUUAAAGACAUAUGGCCAGAAUAUGAUACCCAAAUAGUAUCAUACUCCCAGAAUAGAUACAUUAGAUCUGAAGGGCGUUUAGCACAACACGUUACCUCGUCUUCAUUUGUGGACAGUUGCAAGGAGUUAACUGACGACGGCCUAAUGAAUUGCCGUCUGCAUUAAGCUCCGGGGAGUGUUGUUAACCCACUGGGAAGGCGACUUCUGAUUUGAGCCACUGCCAUGGCUUUGUCUCUUGUUGGCAGGAGUGCACGUGUCCCAGUUGCUGUGCUGCUGCUGACAGAUGACAAUUAAUUUGCUUGUAAUUGUCUCCCCGUACUCCGAGGGUGUCAAAACCUGCUCCACCAGUAAGUUAGUUACACACUCACCGUGGCGGUGUGGAUAUUGCUUGGUGAAAAGCCAUAGCAGCAUGGUCAGAGGGUGGUGCUGCACUCUUACAGGCCUUCCUCUCUGCAUUAGCAAAGGACUGGGAUGCCCUACCCUGGCUCUUGGUACCCAGUACCUCACCAUGAAAUCAAAAGAGCAGCUCGCUACACACUGCUCUGCUCCUGCCCUGCUGGCGGCUGGGAGGGUCUCUUGCAGAGAUGUGCUGCAGGUGGCUGGUGGUGCUCCUGACUAAAUUCUGCUCUGAUGUAAAAGCUGAAUUUGGGCCCCACAGUAUGGGCUGUGGUUUUCACAAUAUGGGGUAGCCGUCUCCAAAAUGGGGCUCUGCUUUCUCCUUCCUCUUGCCCUUCCUUUUUUUUUUUCUGCCAUUCACUUUUCUUUAAUCUGGUGUUAGACCUCUUUGAUGAGUCAUUUCAGCUAGCUAGCCCAGCAGGAAAUAUAGCACAGAAAGGGGAAAAUCAGGUAGUUUUCUGACAGAUUACUGAGUUGAGUCUGCUCAAAAAUUAGUGUUCAGAGCCAGCAGGAGAGACAGAGGAAGACAUUCCCUGUCAGCAUCAAAGUCAUUAGAUUGCAUCUAUUGCAGCUUUAGAAACCCACCAAAGGGAUACCACAGAUGGAGAGCCUUCUGUAUGGUUUGCAGACGUGUUGGUUGCGUUCAGAACCAUCUACCAGCUCUUGAGAGAUGCGAUCAGUGCUACCAAGAGCGCAGUUUAGCCUUGUACUCUCUGUGUCCCCUAGGAAAGAGGCAGAGUGCCGAUGCUAAGGCCUGCAGGCUAUGUGCAUGGGUCUGUGCUGGUUUUACUGCUCUCCUUCCCAAGUGGCCUGCUCGUGGCACCGAGCCAAGAGUCAGGGAGCAUGGGGGUGACACGUGGGCACUGCUGCCUUGAUCAGGAGGCGGCUGGGCACAGCGCAUGUGCGUGGGUCUGCUCAUGUGGUUGCACAUUUAGCUGGGAAAAGCUGACAGCAGGCUUCAGCUCGGUUUCAUUAAUUGUUCAUGCAUGUGUUUAUGGUACUGUGGGUUUCACAAUGUAAUUCUGUCCAUGCCGGUAGUUGGGACUGAAAUCUGUGAUAUCUGGGUGUUGCAAACUGCCUGUUUAAUUUUCAAAUACAAAUUUAUGCAACAAAAUGUAUAUUUAAGUGCAGGAGAAUGAAAUACUGUUGUGGGCUGCCUUGUAGACUAAAUUGCAAGGCAUAUCUAAAGCAACGGCACAUACGUUGUUCAUUUACAUAGUGCAAUAAUUCUAUGAUAGCACCCAUGCUAUUGAAAUAUAGGACAAUCUAACAAUGGAAAUAGUGUCCCUGAUGCACAUUCUCCUUUGUGAAGAAUAUCAACACCUUCGAGCUAUUUUGUGUUUUUACUUUUAGAAGCUGCUGGUCACUGGUAUUCAGUCUAUAGUGUAGUUGCCCUCUUAUUUCUCUUAGAAAGGUGAGUAGGAAAAAGAGAUUCAAGCAGCAGGUUGUACUGCUGCGUGUGCUUUUCUCGCACGUUUUGUGGCUGCAUCUCCCACCACCGCUCGCGCAAGCAAUGUGCGGUGUGAAGGUGCAGAUCAGGAAGAGUAGGUGUUGUGUCACUCCAGAGCCUGGGCUGCCCCGAGGACGGGGCAGCCGUAAAGGAAACUGAAAUUCCUGUUGCACUAGGUUUCCUUACUGCCCAGCUCGUAUUUUACCCUUUUUCCCUCUGUCUUCGUGUACCUCCCAUAAGUGCAUUGACUGACAUGACUAGCACGCGUGGUGCGUGGGCUGAUUAUUCCUCCUGACCAUAAGCUGCGCGCGACUGUGACUGACUGACUGGUACCCCCCAUCCCUGACGUCCCUUUCACCGUCCCUCUGUUCCUCUACUGUUCCCCUCUCCCAGCGUUUGUGACACUAGGGGAAGAGGACUGCUCAGUGCAGGGCAGCUCCUGGCCCACAGUUCCCUCCCUGCUACCAAGUGACCUUGUGCUUUGGGGAUAACGCGCUCAGGGCAGGCUGCCUCGCUUUGGGUACGCGUGGUAGGUGCGAUACCGCACACCAGCACUCCGCAGCCUGGCGUCUCUCCUCUCUGGACACUCUUCUUCUCUGCUUUCUGUGGGAGUGCUUUCAAAUCGCAAAGUGAGGUGACAUUCAGUGGUGUGUCGAGGGCCAGUGCCACGUCUGUGCCCUGUUUGGCCUCUGCUGACAUCCUUGAAGAGGAGCAAGGUGACCGCUCCUCCGCAGCACCUAAAUCCUGGGCUCACUCCGUAGUGGAAAUCAAUUCAUUUUAGGUGGUGCAGGCGAGGGGGAAGCGGGACCUCCCUGGAACUCUCAAAGGCCACGUGAAUGUAUGGGGAGGAGGAGUGCCGACGGGACACAGAGCUGUGGUUUGACUUGCCUGAAAUGAGCCAAUUCACGCCUCCAUGCGAGGCUAGAGGGGGAUUCAGCUGUGCGCUGUUAUGUGCGGCUGGCAGUGGAUCUGCACUUUUUAACGAGGAUUCUUUGUUAGACGUUCGUGUGGCAAGGUGGUUGUUUUGCCUAAUGUGAGUUGCUGUCCUUGUUCUUAAGAGAGGGGAUUUUUUUUCCUUUUAUUUCCGUGCUUUCGUGUAUGUGCUGAAUCUGUAUGCUCUGCUGAGGAAGAGCGUGGAGAGGAGGCAGGCCACCACAAGGUAUGGCUAUCUUCACAGCAGAAGAGCUCGGACUGCGCUUUCUGGUGAUGGUCCCCAUGUGCCUUGCUGGUCAGGAGCAGUGCCACCUCGGCUGGUGUCUCCCAGCACAUCUGCUGGCUCUGCACGCUGCACCACUCUCCGAAAACCAGGAGGAGCCCUGGGCCAGCUGGACACGGCCACCCAUACCGUGUUGGUGAGCCACGCAGGGGAAGGCUCUGAGCACAGCUACACGAUGGCACCGGCCCCGUGGUGCGUGAUGGACGGUGUAUGACUGACACACAAGGCUGUGCCAUACCUCCUCGAGGGGUUUGGAAGGCUGGGGGCCGAUGGGGACACGGGGGCUGGUUCUCCCCUCUGCUCCACCUCUUUUGCAGCUGAUGGAGUUGUCCUUCCGAGGAAAAGCCGGGUUUCCCAGAGCUGCCAGCUCCACCGGUGCAAAGUGAGUGCCAGCCACAUCCUCCCCGCUGCAUGGCCUCUGGCGAGGCUCUGCGGAGCUCCAACACCUCGUCUCUUCCCAAAACCAGCAGAGAGGCAUUUACAGCGUCAGAGUCACAAAGCUCCACGGCUUAGAGGCGUCUGCGAGCCUGCUGGAAAGUUUGACAAUAGCCAUUCACUGGAACAUGUUCAAAGCAGUGGGGAUGUCUAAAGCUUUAACUCCUAAUCUGAUGGGGGAAAAAAAUAUGUUUGGCACAAAAUUUGCUUGUUAUGUGAACUGAUGGGUUUUACCAUAGUCUCUGGAGUCUGUGUCUUGAGGGAGGAAUUUAUUUUCUCUGUUUUCUCACUGAAUUGGUAAAUGUUGGUUGGUAAUACAGACGAAAUUCUAUUUGUUUUAUUAUGAAAAUGCCAUUAAAUGAGCUGUCUGUGCGUUGGAAAUGGACUUACUGUUUCAAAGGGAUCAGGACACUUCUACCUAAUCUUCUACUCUGGUGCUCGGCAUUCAUUACAUGGCAGUCACUAGUGUCUGAAAAAAUCAGCACCUUUUCAGAUUUUCAUUUGACCUAUUGUAAUUAAUGGAAGAUCAUAGUGUUUGGGAUUUUUUAAGAGACUGGUGAGGUAGGUGCUAGCAUCGAAAUUCAGCGGGGUAGAGUUUCAGUGGGAACGGGAAGAGGUGUUUAGCUCUUUCACAUUGCUUGGGGAAUUCCAGCCUUUGGGCUUUUUGGUUAGCACUGUUUUAUACAGUCCAUAAAUGUCAAGCAAAUAACCAAACAGCCAUGCGAGGGGAAAAUAAUCAAGAAAAUACGAAAUGUUUUGGACAAAAGUAUUGUAUAGUGCUAGAAAAAUGAAAUAUCGUUAAUUUUACAGACACUAUCUCUGCCAUUUCAGCUGUUCUUUUUGUGAACAGAGAAGACUUUCUAGCAUUCCUCACUGCUAAAAUCUGAUCCGCUAUCUGAAGGCUGUAAUCCUGCUGAGAUUGUCCUCUGCAUCGUUACGGCAUGUUCUCAGUUGGCCUCAGUCAUGGGUAGCGUUUAGUCCCGGGUCUGCUCCUGCCAAAAUUCCCCCUUCCCUUCUUCACUAUCAAGCAUUUAAUGCCCUUGCUUAUGGUUUGGGUCCUGCGUCAAGACUGGGCUCCUCUGCACAGGGCUGGGAUGGAGUGGGGUGGGUGUGAAAUGCAGGUGCAGAAAUAUCCACAGCGCUCAGACAUGCAGGCAGAUUGUGGCAUGAAAUGUGUUACAAGAGCCUGAAAGCUGGCACGGGGAGAAGCGGUGGGAGCCCAACAGCAGCGCCUGCGACCUGGUGGUGCUGCUGCUGGACAGGACUCGUCUAUCUGCGUGUCUUGGGGUCAUCUUGAGACCUGCCGGAGCAGACCAAGUUACUCGAGACAGAAAAGGGCAGGAUAUCUAAGUGUGAAAGGCAGUGGGAAAGCCUGGCAAAUGCAAUAAAAGUUUUUCUCUUUCUCUCUCUCUCUCUUUUUUUCUUUUUCUUUUUUUUUUUUUUUCUGAAGAAGGCAAGCAUAAUCCUCAUCUUUAAGCUGUCCUUUAAUAUCCUACUUUGUUUUACACUGGAAUUAUAAAACCAUUUCCAUUUGUUUUAAUUAUCUGCUGACUUUAAUUCUGCCUUUGAACAGUAUUUUUGCUAUGACAACCCUUGCUAUCAUGGUGAGCGCUGCUAGGGAAAAAAAAAAGUAAGGCUUUUAUCUUUCCCUGCAUGCAAUGUUUAAUCUUUCUAAUCUUUUAAUGUGAAUGUGUUUUCUCCCAUUUUGAAAAUUGACAAGAUUAGUACUGUUUCUCCCAAAACAGGAGUUCAAAAACGUGUUUUGCUCGAACCUAACCAAUACAACCCAUAACCAACACAUAGCAUCGUCUGGGAAUUCUCCUAAGUGGCCAACCUGUCCAUACUCAGAGUUGAACCUGUCUCUAUGGCUAACUUCCACGUAAUGACUUUUGUAACUGCCUGAAUUAUAAGGACAACUCAGCUUUUUUUUAAGAAAAGUUUGUAAAAAGGUAGUUUUUGUUAAUUCUUUUGUUUUGUUUUAUAAAAAAAAAAAGUAUUUGUUAAAAGAUUCACUGUUUUGCCAAAUAAGAAUAAUAUUUCUAUGCAUCGUGUGAUUCUGUGACGUUGCUGUUGAGAUUUUGCAUGUUUUCUAGGCGUUCUGACAUCUGUACAUUUGUGUGGUACUUGUAGAAAUGCUAACUAUUGCUGCUAUAAUCACCACCAUUGUAGUUAACUGAAAACUGUACUAAGGAGCUGUGCCAGUUGACAGAUUUUUUUGUGUGUGUGUCAUGGUAAAACUCCGCGUUCUGCUGUUCGUUUCCUGUUUUAAGCCAGUAUUUAGUGCCUUCUGUAGAAGGAAUCAGUAUGUUGUGGUAGACAGGAGGUGCCAAACUUCUAGUGUCUUGUUCUGAACAGAUGAUCACUUAUCAGCUUGACGCAUUAAAAAAAAAAAAAGUAAAAAAAAAUCUUGAACA